UCCCUCCACAAUCAGUCUCAACAACCUGCCGUCAACGAGUACCUAUUUAUCGAUUUAUAACUAGUCUGUGAAUUUUUUCCUGGAUCCAUCGAGGCAGGAAAUAUGGCUCCGCUCGAGCUGAACGCCUUAAUAGCUGCUCUCCCUGAGCAUGAGAAUGGCUGGGGACCUCCGGCCUCUAUCGAAUCAACGCUGAAUGAAGUUCCCUAUGCCCCUUACUCAAAGGGGGAUAAACUUGGUCGCAUGGCGGAUUGGACAACAGAGGGUGGAAAGGAUGGGCGGGAUCAGAGGGGUGGAAGACAAGGCUACAACAGAAAUUACAGAGAUCAGCAAGUAUACGGAGCCGGAACAUCAAGUCUGUUCUCCUAUCAACAUGCUGAAGACGAAGCUUCCUUCUCCGUAGUUGAUAAUCAACGCACCAGCACAAAGACUCGCACAGGUUUCGGCGGCCGCAUGACAACUUUCCGUGGCCGCGGUCGCGGCGGCGCAGGUGCAGCGGGUGGAGAGCUGGCGAUCGCAGUCGUUUCGACAAUCGUGGUGGAAGGGGAGGUCGUGGCCGCCGUUUCGGCUGGAAAGACUACGACAAGCCACAGCGCAACCGUGAUGCCUCGGUGGUUGUCAAGCCUGAAUGGAGGAUGCUCGAGGAAAUCGAUUUCAACCGCCUGGCUAAGCUCAAUCUUGAGACUGAUGAGGGUGAAGAUGUGGACAACUAUGGAUUCCUAUAUUGUUACGACCGUAGCUACGACAAAGCUGCCGGUACUAAGCCUGCCGAGCGCAAACUCGUUGUUCAAGACCGAGUAGUAUUCAACCCGACCACGACUGAGGACCCCGUGAUUCAGCAACUUGCGGAGAAGGAUGAGGCUACAAUAUUCGCCACAGACUCUGUAUUAUCGAUGC
This is a messenger RNA of Tuber melanosporum (Perigord truffle), 894 nucleotides long. RefSeq lists its product as uncharacterized. Gene Ontology annotation, molecular function: translation initiation factor activity. Gene Ontology annotation, cellular component: cytoplasm; eukaryotic translation initiation factor 3 complex. The transcript has 5 exons. The coding region runs from base 103 to 798 and encodes 231 amino acids. Gene Ontology annotation, biological process: translational initiation. The record is from RefSeq and is a predicted model, not a curated record. Lineage: Eukaryota; Fungi; Ascomycota; Pezizomycetes; Pezizales; Tuberaceae.